This is a messenger RNA of Trichoderma harzianum CBS 226.95, 2420 nucleotides long. Its product is annotated as glycosyltransferase family 1 protein. The transcript has 3 exons. Lineage: Eukaryota; Fungi; Ascomycota; Sordariomycetes; Hypocreales; Hypocreaceae. Bases 464 to 2002 code for a protein of 512 amino acids. Gene Ontology annotation, molecular function: UDP-glycosyltransferase activity. The record is from RefSeq and is a predicted model, not a curated record.
GUACAGUAGAAGCGCAUGCAAGUGCGUGUUCGGAGGAUGAAACGCGAGAAAAUACAGCGAUUGGAGUGGACCAACUCGAAUAUUGUUGCCUUAUUGCUACGAAGUGGCCGCGUUUUUGGAUCGUUGUCUUGCGGUCAAGGCACAAGUUGGUUCUUCGUACUCGCGUUUGAAGGAGCAAUUGAGAGAUAAGAUAAUACGCAGUAGAGAUGUGAGACAUUUAAUGGACCCCGCUUCCUUCGGAUCAUGGCGCACUUGGGGCUGAGUGGCGUCCGAAACCAGGGGAUUCAACUCGUGUCUGAACAGUUGCUGUGUCUAGCUAAUUGUUUGUCAUGAAUCUAUUAAUACUAUAUUAAGAAGAGAGUACAACUCUAGACACAUUGCUCUUCAACAAUCUCUACGACUGAACGCGUUUUGACGCAUUUCUGCUAUUGUUUGUUUUGAUUUCAGCUUUGAUUUUGCAAAAAUGUUUCGGCGGGCAGUGGUUGUCUUCGCCAUCCUUGCCGCACUCGUUGGUGUCUUUCUUGCCAGACAGGCUACUCAAGAAGAUGAAGUGUUGAUCAGUGGCCGCAACAACACGGUUCUUAUCGUCACAGACAGCCAUCACGGGCUGUGCAACGCGCACCUGGCCACGGUCUCGGCACUGGUAGAGAACCACCCGUCGGUUGAGGUACACUAUGCUUCCUUCUCCGGCAUAGCAUCGGACAUUGAGCGUAUCUCGGAAAAUGCCAAAGCAUUCAACCCGGAGGCAAAGAUACACUGGCACCAAUUCGAGGGCCCGAGCAUCGUGGACGAAAUCAAGGCCAUGGGCAGCUUGUUGGAGAUUGUGACACCGCCGGGAAUGGCUGGGCUGAAGGCGUUUGCAAAGAUGGUCCCGUUCUUCAUGACGGCAUGGUCAGACGAAGCACAUUUGAGUCUGUAUCAACAAACUGUGGACAUUAUCCAAAAGGUUGAUCCUGCUGUUGUGAUUCUCGAUUCAUUGCUCCGACCAAGUAUCGAUGCUGCUGUGAACCUCAAUCGAACGCGCGCCUACAUCACUCCGAAUGCGUUGGUGGAUCUUGUGAGCGCCGUACAACCCCUAGGAGGGCACUUUUGGAAAUAUCCUGGGAUUGCUUCGGGUCUUCCUUUCCCUAUCCCCUGGAAAGACAUCCCGACCAACAUGUAUCAGCAACUGUACUUUAUCAUUAAGUUCCUCACGUCUCCAGCUAUCAAGAACAAGCGCUCCUCGCUCCAGGCGAAGGGAAUCCCACAAGCCGUCAACCUCUUUGAAAUGUAUCGAAAGGACGUUCCGUGGAUCGCCAUGAGCUACCCCGAAGCAGGCUACCCCCUCGAAUACAUCCCGGAUAACUUUCGUAUAGUUGGCCCUCUGGUCCUCGACGUGGCGCCGGCUGAGACACAGAGCGCCGAGCUGACGGGUUGGAUCAAGAAGGCGCCGACGAUCCUCGUCAACUUGGGUAGCGCAUUCCGAUAUGAGGAGCCGAGGGCUGUUGUCAUGGCGGAGGCGAUUGCUGCCGUGUUGGAUGCCACGGAUGUGCAGAUCCUGUGGAAGCUACGCAAGGCGAGUAAGUAUAGCGAUGACUUCUUGGGACCGGCGAAGAAGUAUGUUGAUGAGGGUCGGCUGAGGCUGGAGAUGUGGCUGGAUGUUGAUCCGACGUCUUUGUACAACACUGGAGAUAUUGCAGUGUCGGUGCAUCAUGGAGGUGCCAACUGCUUCUACGAGACGGUCCUGGCCGGCAUCCCGAGCGUCGUGCUUCCGCUAUGGGCAGACCAUUACAACUACGCACAGACGGCAGAGUAUCUUGGCGUCGGCAUCUGGCCCAACAAGAAGACUGCUCCAGACUGGGAGGCUGCAGCCUUGGCCGAAGCAUUCCUGGAGGCGUUGAGUGGCAACAAGAGCAUCACGAUGCGCCAGAAUGCCAAGGCGAUUGCGCACAAAGGACACGAAUAUGGGGGCCGAAAGCUGGCAGCUCAACUGGUUGCUGAGAUGGCGGCAGGUGGAAAAUGAAGAAAGACUAGACGAUACACUUUCAUACAAUGCACAUGGUGGUGUUUGCUCUUUGGCAAAGUGAACAUGGAUGUACACACAUGUGUGUCUUGGCUUAUGUAGUUGCUCAUAUAUCACAGACGUUAGCAGGGCGCUUAGGAGGACCACCUGAUGGCUCCCGGACUUUGGGAUUUGCUCUUGAUUGAUCGCUUCCCAGAGAUCUGGUGCCCCAGCUUUCUCCACACUUUAGGGGUGCGGAGGUUAGUUUCGGGUCUGCGGUUGGUCAGGCAAGAUCAUGAGAUUAGAGUGUGCGGGUUUUAGCCUUUUGUGGCGGCAUUGAUGUUUGGGAUCUGCUGAUGAUGGCGAAUUGUGUCGGGAGGAAUAGAACAAGGUUAAUAGAAUGUUAAAAUUCCUUUAUCGCAUUCCUCAACAGGAUGAG